Molecule: messenger RNA, 1478 nt
Organism: Sycon ciliatum
Lineage: Eukaryota; Metazoa; Porifera; Calcarea; Leucosolenida; Sycettidae
Exons: 3
Coding region: 282-1478 (398 amino acids)
Source: RefSeq, a predicted model, not a curated record
GGGUCUGGGAACACUGAGCCGCCGCUCGUAGCCGUAGUUGAACUGAGAAGCACAAUGUAGCUUGUGCUUGCUUACAUGUACUGCUCGUUUUGCCGACCUGUCCGUAACAAAUACCGGUAGUGGCAGGGAAGGAAAUUCCACAAAGGUUGGCGAGCCGCUACGUGUAGUUUCCGGGUGCAUUCACUCGCGGCAAAAGAUAGGUACCAACACCAGCAACAGCAACAGCAUGCCCGCAGCUGGGUCGCUGACAGUCCCAGUACUGGCAGUACAAGGACAUUCACAUGAUUCCAGCAGAUGAUGCCAGAAUAUUUCUGCAGCGCAUAUCCAGGAUAUCACCUCGGCUAGCGCAAGCCUUGUUGGCUAAGUCAGUAUGCACGGCUGGGUUCCACAGCACUACAUUCAGUGGGUUGAAGGACUGGAGUCCAGCCAUCCACACAACACUCCAUGCCAAGCUCAAGUUGUACCAAGCUAAGUGCAGCAUAGUGGAGAUGGUGAUGUGCAAUGCAGUUGUAUGGGCUGUGGAUCGCAGGCAGCCAAUUGUCCUUGCUCUCUCACCACAACACCAUAACAUGCUGGGAAUCGUGGAUUGUCGCAACGAUGCACCUCUCCUGUACCACACCAAACUUCUCACGCAGCCUGACAGCAGUGGAAAGAUAGGUCCUCCACAGCAUGUCCCAACCAAAAAGAGGUCUGCUACCAGGACGACAGGAGUCCAGCUGUCAUUGCCAGAAGGUCAUCGAGCCCGUGCUACCACUAUGGUGGGACGUGACGAUGCUCCAGUACGACCACAUCUCACAAGGCCACACAGCACAAGCAAAGUGGAAACGAGCGUCACAACCUUUAGCGGCUCAGACUCGUCUCCUCGAGCUGGCCGGAAGUCUGCCCCAGAGGUGGAUAUGUCACUUGAUAGCUUCACCUUUGCGGGUCGGUCCACAAGUUCUCCAUUGCUGCAGGGCAAGAUGGAUGUGAUGAAGGAGAUCAACUCCGACGACGAAGAAUGCAAUAAAGUCAACAGCAAUGGUGGCGGUGCCCUGCGGGACAAACAACGCAGCAGAACGAUGUAUGAUGGUGAAGCCACUGGAUCACCAGCACAACGUGAGUUCUGUCUUGAAGGUAGCUUGUACUACUUAGCACAGUCCUGCACAUCCAUCUUAGCCUUUGACAAUGCUCUGUGGGUGGCCAGGUCCUGUGCGGAUAUUCUAAUCAUCAGCAGUGAUCUAAGACAGGGUUGUCCGUUCCUGGGACAGCUGUCGUGCUCACUACAUCGUGACGUGAAUGUCUCCGCUCUUGGCAGUCAGCACAGACUUGCACUGUGCUCUGAUCAGUAUGCCAUGAGUCAACUACAGCUGCUGCGCUCCGACAAGACCAGGCCACCAGGGACAAUCGUGUGGUGGUGUGGGCGGCAUGUGAGCAGGAAACACUGCACCAGCACAACAGACACUGUCGUUAUCUGGACCGCUGCUCGCAGUGUGCCAUGA